AUGGCAGCUCUAUCAGCAGGAGGGAACAACAACAGCCUUGCACCUUCACAGGAUUUUUCCCACAGCAGCCCUGGCGAUGCCACCCGGGGGCUGUGGCUGCAUCUCCUGCCCCCAUGGCAAGGAGCCCCCGGCACACGCGUGUCCCUGGGGCCCGGGGCUCUGUCACAGGCGCCGGUUCUUCCCGCCCGGCCUGACCCCCCCGGUUCGGCUCCUUCCCCUCAGUCCACGGUGUGUGAGAAGAUCAUGGAGCUGCUGGGGCAGAACGAGGUGGAGCGGCGGCAGAGGAAGGUGCUGAUCCUCAGCCAGGACAGCUUCUACAAGGUGCUGACGGCCGAGCAGAAGGCCAAGGCGCUGAAGGGCCAGUACAACUUCGACCACCCGGAUGCUUUUGAUAACGAUUUGAUGCACACAACCCUGAAAAACAUUGUUGAGGGGAAAACGGUGGAGGUGCCAACGUACGACUUUGUGACCCAUUCUCGGCUGGCAGAGACCACAGUGGUCUAUCCUGCUGACGUUGUCCUGUUUGAGGGGAUCCUGGUUUUCUACAACCAAGACAUCCGGGACAUGUUCCACCUCCGGCUCUUCGUGGACACGGACUCGGACGUCCGGCUGUCCCGCCGAGUUCUGCGAGAUAUGAAACGUGGGAGGGACCUCGAGCAGAUCCUCACCCAGUACACCACAUUUGUCAAGCCUGCCUUUGAGGAGUUCUGCCUGCCGACCAAGAAGUAUGCUGAUGUGAUCAUCCCCAGAGGAGUCGACAACAUGGUUGCCAUCAACCUCAUAGUGCAGCACAUCCAAGACAUCCUGAACGGGGACAUCUGCAAGUGGCAGCGCGGGGCGGUGAACGGGCACGUCCGGCCCUACAAGCGCCCGUUCCCGGAGCAGCCGGAAGGCGGCGGCGGCGGCAGCAACGCGCUGGCGACCGGCAAGCGCUCCCACCUGGAGUCCAGCAGCCGCCCACACUAA
Messenger RNA from Chaetura pelagica (chimney swift), 966 nucleotides. RefSeq names its product uridine-cytidine kinase 1 (gene UCK1). The transcript has 8 exons. Gene Ontology annotation, molecular function: ATP binding; kinase activity. The record is from RefSeq and is a predicted model, not a curated record. Gene Ontology annotation, cellular component: cytoplasm; cytosol. The coding region runs from base 1 to 966 and encodes 321 amino acids. NCBI's taxonomy places the organism in Eukaryota, Metazoa, Chordata, Aves, Apodiformes, Apodidae.